AUGUGUAUUCAGUUUAGGUUUGUUCGCGAUACUGCAUGGCGUUACGCGUGUGCAAUUUUUUUGUGGAAUUUUUAGAACAACCCCAACGAUAUGAGUUUUUUGAACACCGCGUGGGGUGGGAGACCAAACGGUGUAAAAUAUAUCGGAGUGAGUGAGAAACGAACGCUUAGCACUCUCCCAGCAAAUGUGAAGCACAAAAUAUCCGAGGGAAGGACAGUCCUCUCCUACUUUCUUGGAGAUUGCAGUGCCCUCGACACUUUUCUAACUCAACAGGAAGGUCUGCUCUGGGUGAUUCCAAAGUACCUCAACGCCUUAUUUCGUGGCGUUGGACAGGUGAUCUUCUGCAAUAACCCCUGGUCCGGAUUCCUCGUGCUAUUCUCACUCUAUUGGGCGGACAUUACCGUAGGUCUUGCUACUACUUUGGCUGCAUCUACUGCAAUUCUUACAGCGUUUAUUUUCGUACAAGACGAAUCCAAAAUAAAUGCUGGGCUAACGACAUACAAUGCGGUGCUGGUAGGCAGUGUUACAUCAUCCUUGUGGACACCACAAUAUGGCGAGCCCAUCACGUUAACACUGUGGGGAUUUAUUAUCCUUGCUUCUGCAUUAAGCGUUCUUGUAAAUGCCGGAUUGGCUAAUUUGUUGGGAUCUUUCACACCAACGCUACCUUCCUUCACUUUGGCCUUUAAUAUUGUCACCAUUCUUUUGUUCACGUGUUUAAUGCCUCGAAACACAAGGGCCAAGUCCAAAUCUGAGGAGCAACUUAUUCAGCAAUUUCCAGUAAUUCAGCUAUUGCAAGACGAAAAUUUGCACAUUGUUGGGGUUGUUCAAGGGAUUUUAUUAUCAAUGGGUCAAGUGUAUGCUAUUAACAAUCUGGUGGGGAGCAUCAUCAUGUAUCUUGCCACCUUGUUUUAUUCCCCAAUCGUACUCGUUAUGAGUUUGGUCGGUGCGUCGGUUGGUUCCAUAUUCGGAAUUGUGUUUACGGCAUCCCCGUAUGAUUCUGUGUACAACGGGAUUUGGGGGUUCAACGCCAUACUUGCUGCGAUUGCAGUGGGAGCAUUCUUCUUCAUUCCGAACGGGGUCAGCUUCGGUGUGGCAGUUGGGGAUGUGGCACUCGUCGUUAUGAUUCAACAGGCCCUUACGAUUGCUUUAACCCCGCUCAAGUUGCCCUUCUUUACAUUUCCCUUUGUCCUAAGCUCCAUCAUAUUCUUAGAAGUUACUGCGACCAGGGACAAACUUCACCGUGUUUCCAAGUUUUCAUUUCCAGAGAUGCACAUUUAUGAAUAUAUUCAGAGUAAAACAAUGUCUGAACAAAAUACCAGUACGUCAAAACCAAUGAAAAAACAUUAUGACGCAACCCCCGAGUUGCAAAAUGUUUCAAUUCAGUCCCCAUCUGCACCACCACUUCAAUCACUGUACCCGGAACUUAAGGAGACAUCAUAUUAUCCAGAGUAUCUUGAACAAAGCAGGAAUCAACAAGACACUCACUUAAGACUGAGGGGGCGUCAAAACAGCAACGUUGACCACGCUUUUAUUCCCCACUCGUCAACGACCCCGCUCGGACACAUCAAUCCAGCAUAUAAUCCCAACAAUAGAGCAUUUUAUGAUAAUCAACAACACCAAGGGCACAUUUCGUCAACUCCUUCUAACCAUUAUUACAAUAUGCAACAGCACGAUGGACAGAACUUUGACACGAGAUAUAAUCCUAAACAAGGCCAGAUUUUUGUGGACAGAUUGCCUUAUCAUUUCUAUAAUUACGUCCCAGACUCAAGCUUAAUUCCAUCCAUCUAUAGUUCACCACCAUCAGAACAACUGUCAUCCGCACCUGCAACUUAUAUUAACAGUAGACAGAGUGAUUAUCAUCUUAGAUAAAGAUGUUAAGAAACACGGGAGAAACGGAACCAAGAGACACUGUUAAAUUUUGUACAUACAUAUGUACAUACAUAUAAUUAGAGUAAAACAAAUAGCAUUUUGUGUUUUUAAUAUUUUUAAUAAAUAAAGUUUCAUCAGUUUAUCGUUA
Molecule: messenger RNA, 2017 nt
Organism: Folsomia candida
Lineage: Eukaryota; Metazoa; Arthropoda; Collembola; Entomobryomorpha; Isotomidae
Product: urea transporter 1
Exons: 12
Coding region: 91-1869 (592 amino acids)
Biological process (GO): urea transmembrane transport
Cellular component (GO): membrane
Molecular function (GO): urea transmembrane transporter activity
Source: RefSeq, a predicted model, not a curated record